Messenger RNA from Caenorhabditis remanei, 1035 nucleotides. RefSeq lists its product as uncharacterized. NCBI's taxonomy places the organism in Eukaryota, Metazoa, Nematoda, Chromadorea, Rhabditida, Rhabditidae. The transcript has 5 exons. The record is from RefSeq and is a predicted model, not a curated record. Bases 1 to 1035 code for a protein of 344 amino acids.
AUGUACAUCAGCUGGACACAUUUCUAUAUUCCGAAACUUUUCGCAGGUCUCGCAUUCCUUGUAAACCCAAUAUUUGUCUAUUUGAUUUUCACUGAAAAAUCGAAUAAAUUCGGAAAUUAUCGAUUUUUAUUGUUAUAUUUUGCUAUCUUUAAUUUGGUCUACUCAAUGUUUACUAUUCUGGUGCCAAUUGACAUCCACUCCUACCGCUACUGCUUCUUCGUCUUCCUGAGUGAUGGCUGGUUUCUAGAAGCAUCUGGAAUCGGAUUCCACUUGCUCUCCGCCAGAUGUUCUCUUAUAUCUGGUAGCUAUGCAGUGCUAUUAACCCAUUUUAUUUAUAGAUAUCUAGCGAUUCGAAAUAGUUUUAUUGCUACCAGAUUUAAGUUAUAUAUGGCAGGAACACUGAUUCUAUUUCUUGUAUAUUUUGGAACAUGGAAUGUGAUCGUUCAAACCCUUGCAUGGUCUCCUGGUGAAGUGAAGGAUUACAUUAAAACAGAAUUCUUCGAUAUUUAUGGUAUAGAACCGCCUAACGUGAACAUUAUCUCAAUGUUAUACAAUGUGAGUACAGCAGCUGCACAGUCCAACAGAGCGCACUUGCAGGAGGGCUCAUCAGAAGUCAUCCUCCGCUCCUGGGUGGUUCUUAUCAGCUUAACCAUUAUUUCCGUGUCAUCAAUUCUAUCAUAUUUCAUUCUCGGCUACUUGACCAUCAAAAAACUAAACGAAAACGCGAUACAAUUCAGCCAAAAGACAGCAAAUCUCCAAAAAGAUCUACUCAAAGCACUUUCUGUUCAAACUAUUAUCCCAAUAUGUGUCAGUUUCUCCCCUUGUGUCAUUUGUUGGUACAGCCCUAUUUUCAAUAUAAAUUCUGGGAGAUUCCUAAACUACCUUGAAGUCAUCGCCCUCUCCGCAUUCCCAUUCUGUGAUCCCGUCGCCAUUGUUCUCUGUCUUCCCGCACUUCGGAAACGAGUAUUAUCCGGAAAAUCGAGAAGCAUAUUUAUUAAUGCCUCCAACCGGCAGCCGAAUCAAUGUCAAGAAUGA